Molecule: messenger RNA, 1917 nt
Organism: Micropterus dolomieu (smallmouth bass)
Lineage: Eukaryota; Metazoa; Chordata; Actinopteri; Centrarchiformes; Centrarchidae
Gene: mia
Product: MIA SH3 domain containing
Exons: 4
Coding region: 629-1159 (176 amino acids)
Biological process (GO): extracellular matrix organization
Molecular function (GO): protein binding
Source: RefSeq, a predicted model, not a curated record
AAACCAUGGAAUCAUGCUGUCAUCCGAUGUAGAAUCAUUUAAAAGCAAUGUAAUAAAUGAAUCCCUACUUCCUACAAGAACUGCCGGAACCUGUGCUAACCCAUGUCUGCCCUGACUUCGAAGGAAACAAAAAAUAAGUCUGUCUUACCUGACAGUUCCCAGCCAACUCACUCCAAACAGGUAUAGUCUUCCUGUUUGGUGAGUGUGCAAGUGUAUGUGUGUCAGUGUGUAUGUGUGUAUUUGGGACUGUUUGCACAAGAGAGGCUCAGCUGGUUUCCUUGGCAGUGGAAACAUACAGUAUGUAAAUAUAGCCAGUGGCUCCACCUCCUGAAUUAAAAAGGGAGGAAUACACUGAGAGGUAGAACAGGAAAGAUGGUAACUGUCAGUGGCAUGUUUGCGGUAAGAUAGCAGCUGGACAAGGUAGGGGAAAACACUGAUUAACUCUGAGGAAUGCGUUGUCAAAAAGGUUUAACACUCGGCUGUUUGAGUGGGGGUUACACAGGGUGAGAAAUGGAGAGAGGGGAAGGUCAGGACACAAGCAGGGGUCUGUCUAAUCUGGCCCUCCUCCUCCUCGUCCCCCAUCCUGUUUACCUGCUUGAAGGAUUUGUAUGGAGCCCUGUGUGUGCUCAUGUAUAAGGUAGGGGGUAGGGAGAGUGGAAAAAGGGACGGCCAUCACUACACCUCCUUCUCAGAGACGGCAGAAGGGAACAAAAAACCUUCACCAAGAGAACAAAAACUGCCAUUGGAUCAUUUAGUUCGUUCUCAUACAGACAUGUUUUGCAAACUCUGGCUUGCUGUUUCAUUGUGGCUUUUGCUGCCAACUUCCAACGCCGGAAGGCAGAUGCCUAAACUUGCUGACAAGAAACUCUGCGCUGACUCUGAAUGCAGCUAUCCUAUCUUGAUAGCUCGUGCACUGCAGGAUUACUACCCUGGAGAUUGCAGGUUCAUCCCCAUCAGACAGGGGCAACUCAUCUAUGUCUAUGCAAUGCUAAAGGACAGAGGGAACCUUUUCUGGGCUGGCAGUGUACAAGACUCUUAUUAUGGGCAGCAGGAGGCUCGCAUUGGCCACUUCCCCAGCAGCAUAGUGGAGGAGACACACCCUCUCAUGCCAGCCAGCACCGAAGUCAAGACUACUGAAUGGGACUUCUACUGUUACUGAUAAGGAGAACAACCUUCUUGUUGACAACUUCCCUUCCACUUUAUUUGGUAUCAUAUGAUCUUACAUAAUAUAUGACAGUACGUAGGUAUCCACAGCAUUCAUAAUCUGCACUUUAGAAAAUUAGGAUAAUAGCUCUAUACAGAAACAGUUCAAAGCACUGAAGAAAGAACCAUUGUUACUUAACGCUCCAGAUUUGACUUAUUGUGUCUCUUUUCUUCUCCAUCAUACCAAUUAUAUAUAUUUUGCAGGUAUGACAAGUAUUAAGUGUAAGUGUAAAAGUGAAAUAAUGUGUUUUAAAAAGGUUUCACAAUUAUAAAUUAUGCAUAUCUUUUAUUUACACAAUAUGUUAAACAACUACUCUUUCUUCAUGAUUGUGUAUCACAAAAGAAUACACAAGAAAUGUCUAUGAGCAAUGUCAGCUGAUCUUUUAAUUUUGGGUGUAAAAUAUAACAAUAAUUUAACUAAAAGGUACAACAAUUAAGCAGAAAAAUUUAAUUAUCAUACAGGUUACUUAUGCAAUAUACUACAUAUACUUUCUUUUUUUCAAAUUUAAUUUUUUCUGAACAAAGGUUUUUUCAGAAAAGGUUUUCUGGCCUACUAUCAUAUUGAGUAAUUAGAAUAAAAGGAAGCUGAUGUAUGUCUAAUGCACAUGCAAGAGUGCAGAGUGGAUUAAAGUAAAUGGAAGCAGUAGUAUUUGUGUUAAAACGUUGUUUGCAUGUUUGAUAAUGGCAAAAUAAAGAAAUUAGUGUUGAAAAUAA